Messenger RNA from Wyeomyia smithii (pitcher-plant mosquito), 2974 nucleotides. RefSeq lists its product as uncharacterized. The coding region runs from base 1326 to 2942 and encodes 538 amino acids. The record is from RefSeq and is a predicted model, not a curated record. The transcript is spliced from 7 exons. Gene Ontology annotation, molecular function: protein binding. NCBI's taxonomy places the organism in Eukaryota, Metazoa, Arthropoda, Insecta, Diptera, Culicidae.
AAUUGCAGCUGUAAUUCAAUUGAUUUAAACAGUAGUGAUAAUACAAGAGAUAUUCAUUAUAAUACGAUGGUGAUUUCCAUUAACCAGUUUUCAACGCAAGAUUAUUUCAUUGGAAAGUGUUAAUCAUCGAGAAAUCAACACUAAAUUACUUCAACUUGCAGUGUGAUUUGACGAAUUGAGUAAAGUGCAAAAACACUUGAAGUAAUCGUGACAUUUUUACGUAUAGGCAUAAAUGUCAAAACCCUGCCAUAAUGUUCAGCUAUGCAUGUUGCUGAGGUUUGCUGAUUGCUGAAUAAACAGCAAUCGAUCUCUCUGGUUUUGAUCGUCAACGCGAACAGACACUUUAACACAAUAGACCAGCAUUCGUGGCUACAACUCAUAUUCUCCUUAAUUUCAUUUUUCAUGGAUUUCAUCACUGUGAUUAACACAUUGAUCUAUUAUGGCAAAGUGAUACAGCGAACACUUAAAAAAAACUAUAAAAUACAGGUCAGAUUUCAUUUACGAGCAAUGCAAUCAUUUGCAUUCUUCCAAUUCAAUAGUUCAUGUACACCGUCUGUAUUUUGCUUGCUUACCUCACUUUGAUUCAUUCAAUGGAAGUCACGUGCUUAAUGCGAAACAUCGGAGCAAAACAAAGGCAGAAAUGCUGAGGUCGCGAAUGAACUUAAGGUCGAUUUACAGCGCCGAAUAGAUGAACUACCCAUCUAUAUAUCAAAAUGUACUAUCUAAUUUCAUGCAGAUGCAUGUUCAUAAGUGUAAACCGUGUGAUCUAUUUAUUUUCUACAGCACGAUUUUUAUGGCAUCUAGGUAAAUAUAAUGGCAAUAUUUACACAACCAAAAUCAAAAUUCUAUACAUGCAAACUAAAUUAAAAUAAAAUAAAAUAAACUGAUAAGGCGGAAAUGAAUUUAGCUUAUCGAUUAUCAACGAAAUGAAUUUUGACGUUCCGAAUUCACUGACGCACAAUGAUGCAAUGACAUUGCACAAUGGUCCAGUUUCCGAGUUUAGCAUGGUAAAAAUUAAUAGUAAUCAGGAACAUAGUUUUUGAAGUCUGCCAGAGUGAUAUGACGACUAAUCUAAAGACACAACACGAUGCGGGGAUUUUCGUCUAGGUAAACGUAUAUUCUAGACCAGUGUGCUUCGUAUCCAUAUAUGGCACUAUUUUUGUAGUUUUGUUUUGUCCGCAAAUUGAAUGAAGCUUAAAAUUUGAACUACGAUAGUUACGAUCGGUUUCUAGUGAUAAGAUUCUAGGAGCAACAACCAAAUUUUUCAAAUAAUAAGAUUUUUUUUACAUAUACGAUUGUUAGGUAUAAUUUUCGAGCCUCCAACAAUGGACAAAAUCAAUGAACUUCCACUCGAGAUUUUAGAGCACAUUUUUCAUUACCUGCCCUUCAAAACAUGGAAGAUCUGCUGGUCAGUAUGCAGUCUUUGGUACCGCAUUUUGCGCGGUACACAUUUCCAACGUAUAUAUUGUUUAUCUAUGAACCGCACAUUCGAACCACAGUUGUCGGAACUGGAAAAACGGAUUUUUCCAAGUUUUAGGAACAUCGCGCUGGUUCAAUGGGUCCAUCGUGAUGACGACGAUGAUGAUGAUUACGAAGAAAGACGCUUAGAACCGGUUGAAAAGGAUGAGGUCACUUCCCUAAAGUAUCUUUUCGAACCGACUCCGGAGAAAAAUAUAAGCGAACUGUUAUUUAGCCUUGAGCUAGAUUUCGAAAGCCUAGAAUUGUGUAGUUCAUUUGGCAGCGGUCGAGAUAUUAUUGGCAAUCGGUUACGAGAAAUAAAAAACCUGCGGGAGCUUAUUUUGAACAUGUACGUGAGUCACAACCAAACAUCGGACCAAGAGCUAUGGCUAAUUGAGCAUGAUCGAAUCGAAACACUCAAAAUCGAUCUAACUGUAACCAAAAUAAAUAUUGACGCCAAUUUGCCUAAUUUAAGAACACUUGCUUUGCUUACCGAUUGCUACUGGGCCUUUCAUAUAAUCGAAAAACACUGCACCCAGUUGGAAUCGCUAGAAGUUCAAUUUCACAGUCCUGAAACAAUGAACAAUAUGCUGUCCCUAAAGUUUUCAGCGAUGACCAAUUUGCAGGCACACUUGUACAGGGAUAAAUUUGUUCAGGAAAACUACAAACAAACUCAAAACGGGUAUAUGCACAACAAAAAGGAAGAAAUGUUUAUCAAAAACAUGCCAAAACUGAAGACACUCUACGUUGAAAGUAAUCUUCUGCUAUACCGUAUUGCAGAACCUCUUUCACGGUUCGCCCAUCAGCUGGAGGAACUAACUCUGGAGUGUCAACAAAUUGAAUUUCUACAGUUGAAAGCAAUCGAAUCCAUGCCCAACCUAAAAGUGCUAAAUUUACUCUACUGCAGAAUAGCUUCGACCAGAAUUUUACCAACUGUAACUAUGCCUUUGCUAGAGAAACUAACGUUAAUCAACAAUGAGUCACAUGUGAUAUUCGAUAAUGGCCUUUGUAAUUUAAAAUCACUAAAGGUAACGUUCUGGACCAGGAGCAGUCACAAGGCAUUACACAAAAUUUGCAAAAAACUAUUCAACUUGCAAAAAUUGGAAUUACUUGUGUAUUCAAAGCUAGCUAAUACAGCUUUUCGCGAGCUGCACAAUCUGACGAAGCUGACUACGUUCCGAAUCGGCAAAUGCGAAUUGAAAGCGAUUCAUUGGAGCCAUUGUUCUGCCUUACCAAACUUGCGGAGGAUAGUGCUAACCGAUUGUCGGCUGGAGCUGUCUGCGCUGUUAAAUGCUCCGUUAGCAACCAUAUUUCCCGGGCUGAGGGAAUUCUAUUUCAAAAGUUGUGCUAUAGGUUAUAGUAAAAAGAGUAACAUAGCCGUCAGUUUCAAUAGUGAUGACGAAGCUAGACAGUACUGCCUACAACAGCUACGAGCGAUUCUUCCGGAUUGUGGAAUUUCUCUGCAUGACUCGUUAUUUGGAUGAAAAAUACGUGAUAAAAAUUGUGAUAUAUGUUA